Lymnaea stagnalis (great pond snail) is the source of this 856-nucleotide messenger RNA. The record is from the annotation of a GenBank genome assembly. NCBI's taxonomy places the organism in Eukaryota, Metazoa, Mollusca, Gastropoda, Lymnaeidae.
CCUGACUCUCAUAGACCAGGAAGUACGGACAGUGUGCGCGUUCAACACCUACAUCCCUUUCAAGUAACCAUUCAAGUCUCGUGUUAUUGCAUUCCUUACUUUAAUGGCUUUUUGUCCUGACUUAAAGAUAAAAUCUCAAUUGUGAUGACACUUCUAGCCCGAGUAUAUAUUUCGAAAUUCUAAUUACUAAUUAAACUUGAGCAGUUUAAACAUCUCACUUAAACUAAGUCAUUAUAUAACACGUUUGAACGGGAAUUUUAAAGUAUAAAUUAACCUUUGCCCUUUCAUAAAGCGAAGAUUUUUAAAAACUGUAGGAUAAUCUAAAAACUAAUAAAUUUGAACCUUUCUGAGACCAUUGAUGCCUUCCACCAAUUAUUUCUUUUGUAAGACAAGAACUCUGUCUAAUGUCAUGAACUUUCUUUGAUCUAAAAACCCGAAUACUUUAUUAAGAUUAUGCAUCUCCAAAAAACCCCAUGUUAAACGCGUGCAUGGAAUUCUAAAACGACGGUCAACGGCAAUUUUAACGAAGCAGAGAAAAAGGACCCGUAACACUAAGUCACAUGACGUGUUGGUCUGAUCUAUCAAGUCAUCAGAUGCUAAGAAGGUGCUCUAUCAUUAGAACUAAAUAAACUAGCGCUUCGUCGAAACGAGAAAUUCGGUCAUAAAUCUACAAUAGCGUGCAAGCUUAUCCUUCUAUUCUUGCUGUCGUCUCCUUUCAGGCUCAAGUUCCGAGUUUCAGAACUGGACAAAUUUGCCCAGAGAGGUUUCGGCAGUUACCGAGGGUUCUCACAGAUAUACACGAGGGGCAAAAUUAAGAAGGUUCUCGACCCAUCCGAGGAAAGGGACAGGGCUACGG